Molecule: messenger RNA, 5441 nt
Organism: Lymnaea stagnalis (great pond snail)
Lineage: Eukaryota; Metazoa; Mollusca; Gastropoda; Lymnaeidae
Source: the annotation of a GenBank genome assembly
CAUUGGUAUAUUAAUUGACUGAAAUUUAUUGAAAAAGACAUUUUUAAAAAUGUUUAUGAGACUGCGUAUCCUAAUUUACGUUUAUUUUCUAUAAUCUGCUACCUCCAACAGGAAAUGAAUGGUAACAGCUGGCCGUCAGGAUUUUUUUUAAAAAUUAAGUGUGCUAUCUUAUUCUUAUCGAGAAAGCGACACGUAUGAUCAAGAGAAGACGUCGGCAUAUGGUUAUAAAGCAGCGUUAGUAGUAAAUGAAAAUGAAUUUAAUUGGCAGAUUUUGUAUCAAAAUAAGGGUUUUACAACUUUCAAUACUAUUGAAUAGUUUAUUAUUUGUCGUGCUUGGUUGUCCACAAUGCGGAGGAGAGGACCCUGCACUUGUCAAUACGGAAAGCGAAAGUAGCCUUCCUCUAUCUGAAUCAGAUUCAUUACCAUCUCUUGAGAAGGAAUCAAUACCACCGAGUGAAAAGGAAUCCGACGAUGGAUCAUCUGAAAAGGAAGGCACGAGGUCAAAGACUGAUUCUCUGCUCCUAGAUCAAUGUAUCCUUUUUAAUUAUUUUAAUAAAUUGAUUGAUUUAGGCCUAAUUGCAAUUCUUAGUCUUAGUCUUAAACUUAAACUUAAACUAAGUUAAACUUAAACUUAAAGUCUUAGGUCUACAUACUAAAAAUCUAUAAUUAUAAUUAAUAAUAGUCUAUGUCUAUUGACUUAGGGCAACUUAUUUAAUAGUUUAAUUUAAUGGUGGAUUACUCAACCAUUUUUUACUCUUUAAACUUAACUACUACUUAGUACUAGUAUUAGACUAAAGAGACUUAACAGUUUUGUUUAUUAAUUAUGAUUAUGACUUAGGACCUACUAGAUAUCUUCAUAAACCAUAUUUUAUGUCAUAUCAUAUAAAUAUAAUAUUAGUAGUUGUGCCUAGCAGUUGCUAAUGACUAAAACUAAAACUAAUACAAACUAUAAUACUAAACUGAUCUGAUAUAUUAUCAUUUACUAUGACAUUGACAUGAUUAUGAGUAGGCCUGAUUAAUGAUUAUAAAAUUAAUUAGUAAAUAGAAAAUAUUAAUACUAAUAUGAAAUUAGUAGUGGUCAAAUAAUUGAACUAGAAUUCAGUUCUGCCUUUCAUAUUUUUAUUAAUUAGUCUUGUCCACUUGGUCCAACUUGGAGAAGAAAGAUAUUAAUUGGCUCCAGUCCUAAUUAUUAUUAAUAUUAAUUUUAAUUCAAAUUAGACAAGGUUAAAACUAGACUUAGACCCAGGCCAGUUUACAACUAGGCUCCUCCUCUAAACUCUACUGAAUUAGUAAAUCACUGUCACUAGGAGAGGCAGGGACAUGGCCAUUAGAGACUUGGCCACAUGGCCAUGUGCAACAUAGAUUACUUCAAUUACCAAACAUACGCUCCUUCUUUUUGGCUAAUGGACAAGUUUAGCUCUCAUGCUCUACCUAUAAGUUAAGUCAACAGUAACAGUCCUUAUUAAAAACUUAAUAUUGUUCUAUUCAAAUUAAAGUAGCUGAACAAAGCCUUUCACUAUGACUAUUGAUUAGUAUAAUCUCACCAAAAAGUUUUAUUAUAUAAUAUACAAACAUUUUAACAAAAUUAAAAACCUUAGUUAUCACUGACUGGGCAGCCUUGACAGCUAUUUUAGAUAAACGUUAUUUUGUUCUCCAUCGAAGCAAGCAGUUGGAUGCCGUGAGGAGCAUAACGAUGCUUGAAAACAACCAACAACGACACCAACUUGUAAACAUAAUGCUUAAGCAGCUGUUCUUAGUAAGUGACAAUGUCAAGGCCAAUAAUCAUAAAUAAUAAUAAAUUAGAAUUUAUUUCUAAAACUGACGAUUGCUUUGUCAACCCCCCCCCCCCCCCCAAAAAAAAUCAACUUCCCAACCCUGUUCAUACUGUUUAGUAAAUGGUACUCUCAGACUUUGACAUAAAAUGUGUUUCUUCGUAACUCAUUUACUCUACAGUUUUGUUUAAAAUCCAAUAUUUGGGGAGGACAUACAUAUAAAUAUAAGAAAAUCAAUAUAAUUUUACCCUCUUUAGACAACUGGGCCGAUCUAUCAGCCCAGAGUCAAAUGGUGAAAAAGACGAAUGAUUGAUCCAUUGGCCCAAUAAUACAAGCGUUGAGAUUGGCUGGCUGGUCUGUGUACCAGCUAAUCAGAUUGCUUCUUGCAUUGCUUGCUGAUAUUUACAUUUUAAUGGGUGCUUCCAUUGAUAGUUUUCCAUGUUCUGCCAUUUUAUAGGAAUUAUUUUUUGGUACCUACUGAAUGCUUAAAAAUAUGUGAGCUUGAAAAAGCAUAAACACUCCAGGGGAAUAUUUUACGCAUUUUUUAAUUUUUUUUUUUUUGUGCAUUGAAUCUCAUUCAAAUGUUUGUUAGGAGUUAUUUAGGCUUUACAAUCAGGAAAUUCUACACAAUUCUGCAAGUAACACAUGUUUAUUAUAAGUGUAAAAAAAAAAAUUGCAAGCAUUAAUUAUGUAAAUCAGGAUAUCUCAUUUGCAUAAAUGUUGAGUCCAAAAAGGUUCCAUCUUAAGAGGGCUACAAUCUCUGAUUCGUUGAAUCACCACAAUUUUUUUUGGCAUUCAAUUAUAAAACAAAUCCUAAGUUCUACAGCUUCAUUGUUUUGUUUCUUUACUUUUUUUUUCCACUUUACUUUUUUAUAAAUCAUGAUGAUGAAUGUUUCAUAAAAAAUAAAAACUUUCUUUAAUAUCUUUAUUUCCUUUAAAAAAACCAGGUCCUUAGUGAGGCCAAACAAAACCUGACUAAUGCAGGUUAUUUACCUGGGGAUCCUUUUCCUGUGGAUGAGACAGUCAAAGAAAGUAUUAUAAUUAUAAUCAUUAUUAUUUGAACUCUUUUUAGUUGCUGAUUUAGUAAUUUAGACACAUUUCUGCCACCAUUCCUCAUUUGUAGGAGUUUCCCUAUCUUAUUUCAUUGCAUUAUGAAAUUAAAAUAUAUGAUAGUAGAACACAUGUUGGAUGAUAGUUGAACAUCUGUUGGCUAGAGUGACCAAUUUCAAUCGCUUCUGACAUUUUAUUUGAAACUCUUUAAAUGUUCUUUUCAUUGUUAUGUUUUCUUGGAAUAGAAUAAGAUGGGGUGGUAAAUAAUAUGGUUUUAAAAAAUAAUGUCUUUCUUGCUAGUUCUUACUGUGUAACACUUUACAGUGCAUUAUUUAUAAUUCUUAAAAAUAUAUAUUUGUUGUUGUUUUUUGUAGCCAAUUUAAAAAAGAGUCUGUCUCAAAUGAAAUAGUUUUCUUAGUAAGAAAAUUGGGAUAAAAAUAGGAAUAUAUUUGAUUAAUGCUUCUUUAAAAAUAUAAACUUUAAAAAAAAAAGAAUUAGAAAAAAGAAACGAAUUCAAUAUUAAUAAUUUAUUUUAAAAGGUAACUCUUUCCUACUGUAACAGAAGAAAUAUUUAAAGUAAAAAAUGUCUGUUCUGUUGGCAUUAUUUACAUAAAUAUCUAUGCUUCAAAUUUUCAGAUGUAUUUCUUUUUAAAAAUUUGAUAUGACUAAAUACCAUAUUGUUCCUAUUUAUGUUUUUCAUAGAUACCAGUAUUUUUAUUUAUUUGUUUUAAUGUCCAGAUUCUAGGCCGCACCCCAUUUAAAAACAUUCAAUAUGAUAAAAGUGUGGUCUACAUUCAGAACAAUACAGUAUGUGAUCAUUAUUUUAAUUACUUUUGUCAAAUAACCUAAAUAUAAGUUUUUUUAAUAAUAUAAGUUGAUUUAUUCACUUCCUGUCUAAGGCAUGUCAAAGGUGCUAGAAAAUACCGCCAUGUUUGGUGACCUGGUUCUCUUCAUGCCCGACAUCGUCCACAGCAUGUACGAUAAAGAAAAGGAGUGGCAAGUUCUUCUGGCAUGGUGUUAUGGAUUCUCAACUCAGUCUGGUGUGUUUGAAGGAAAUUUUGAGCAAAUUCUUAAAAUAGUGAGUUUGCUUUUAAUUAGUGAUACUUUUUCUUUUCUUCUUAGCCUGUGAUUGCCUGUGAGUGUGAUGCUGCUAGUGCAUUCAUUAUCAUUUCCCAUUCUCCUCUGACAUAAGUCACAGUUUCCAGCUCACCCCAGUUCUUUCCAUCUAUCUCACUAUCUCUUUAUCUUAUCCCAUCACUAAGCUUCAUUUAGUCAGCUUCUACUUAGAUUUCCUUUGAGAGAGACUGCAAUGAUGUUUGAUUUUGUUUUCCUCUGUAUCUUUUGUGUGUGUGUGUUUGAAGAGUUAGUGUAAGGUGAAAAUAAAAAGAAAAUGUGGCUGAUUUGAAUUUUCAAGUUUUUGGCAAAAACGCUGGAAGGAAUGGACAUGUCAGUCUCAACAGUGCAGCUGUGCUUGGAGAGGAGCUGAAUUCUGAAUGGAAAAUCAAAAAAAUCAAAACUGAAUUCAGAAGGCAGCUGCUGACUAAGAUUUUGAUUAAAUUUGGAAAGCCUUUACUUUCCAGGAACAUUAAAAGUUACAGAUUGGCCUAGUGGUUAUGUCAUCACAAAUUUAAGGAGUGAAACAGUUGAUGAUACAACUUAUCCAUUUGUUUCAGAUGGCCCAAGAGGUGAAUAUAAUACCUAAAGAAAAGAAUUUCAUCAACCCGUUUAAGUCUAUAACAAAGGUGAGAAAUUCAGCAUUCGAAUUUAACGAGAUUUACCUUAAUAUAAUUUAUAAUUUUUCUAAAGAAGAAGCUAGAGCAAGCUUAGGAAUAGCAUUUCCAUUUCAGAGAGCGCUAAGUUCAGCAUGGCGGGUUGAGACUUGAAUGAAACAUGUUGACGAGUUACAUGUGAUAGCCUUGAUACAAUAGUGUUGACGAGUUAAAUGUGAUAGCCUUGACCCAACUGCGUUGAUGAGUUAUUUGUGAUAGCCUUGACCCAACUGUGUUGAUGAGUUAUAUGUGAUAGCCUUGACCCAACUGCGUUGAUGAGUUGUAUCUGAUAGCCUUGACCCAACUGCGUUGAUGAGUUACAUGUGAUAGCCUUGACCCAACUGCAUCCAAAAAAAAAAAACUAGAUGUUAUGUUGCCAUCAGUCUUUUUUAGUUCCACAGCAUCUAUCAUGAUACUGUUUCAUCACGCUACUGUUUCAUCACGCUACUGUUUCAUCAUGCUACUGUUUCAUCACACUACUAUUUUUGUUCUACUCAGUUACAAUCAAUGGUGGAGAAUCUCAAGAAACAAGAUCCCAAAGAGAAAACUAAAAAGCCCAAAAAGAAAAUUGAGAGGGGGCCAAAGCUGAGGAAAACAGAGCUUUGAGGUCAAAACGUUGGUUUGGAGGGGUCUAUCAAACCAGAAAACUGGCCAAGUAUCCAUCCUGGUUGUGUGUUGUUGAGUACAGGUCAUGUGACUCAUGGUGAUGACAUGUCUUCAGUUGGUCUAUCUAAAAAUGUUUUGUUUUAUGGUUGUUUUAACAUGUCUUAAUAUGCUCUUUUGUUUUGUGGUUGUUUUAACAUGUCUUAAUAUGCUCUUUUGUUUUGUGGUUGUUUUAACAUGUCUUAAU